CGGUGAGAUCUUGCGGAGUGAGGGUGUGCGGGUCUCUUGUGUGUCUCAAUCUGUGUAGGAUAAUGAAUACAUCGCACAAAUCUAUAUAAAAAUGAAGUAUAAAAGUAUCAGCAUAUUCAUUACGGGUGCCAUACUAGUUGCAGGAUUCACAGAAGUGAGCGCACAGGACACUUAUGUAGGCAAGAGGAUUGGCGAAUUCAACAGCUAUCAUCACCAGGUUGGAGGUGAUGUAUAUGCAGUUGACCAGUCGACUUUCCUCAUCAAAAAAUUUAUGUACGAUGGCAAUGGGGGCGACACAUUCUUCUGGGCAGGCUCUAGGCCUCGGCCAAGUCCACAGGGCUUCAUUGUACCCAAUGAGCUCGGCAGGACCAACGUGCUUGAUCUUUACCUGAAUAAAGAUAUUACCAUCAAGCUUCCAGAUAAUAAGAAAAUAACAGAAAUCAAAUGGUUGUCAGUGUAUGACCUCAGUAGACUGGAGCCAUUUGGUGAUGUGUAUAUCCCAGAGGGCUUUGAGCCACCCCAAACAAUCAUACUUAAUAAACUGUCCUCCAAGACGGGUGAAGUCAGGUCAGGUGCCAUUACCAUUGCUGACUCCAAGACUAUUAUUAUUGACAAGUUGUCAUAUGAUGGCACUGGUGAUGAGGUCUACUUCUGGGUGGGUGUUGGACCUCAGCCCCAUUCAAAAGGCAUAAGGAUUCCAGAUGAGCAUGGAUACAUGACACCACUUCAAAAAUACAACAGGAAAACUAUCACUUUGGAACUUCCUGGUGAUCUCACUGUGUUCACCAUAGACUGGCUGUCUCUCUAUGACACUAAACAGCAGCGGGUCCUUGGCUCUAUCAUAAUCCCUGAGGAUCUUAAUGUUCCACCAUCACUUGUGGAGAUCAUUCCACAUAACAACAAUAUGCCCAACUGUGUUCAACUCCACAAAGAGCUGCAGAUAUCAUGGGAGGUGUUUGGAGAUCAGAUUACCCUUGAGCUUGCUGCUCAAGUGGAGGAAGAUGAAUAUGUGGCUUUUGGGAUGAGUGGUGAUCCCCACGAACCUAAGAUGGUUGGAGGUGAUGUGGUGGUUGCUUACAUGGACGGAUAUCUUGGUUACCUGGUUGAUUAUAACAUUUCUUCAUACAUGCCGUGCACAGAGCUGUUAGGCAACCACAAGGGUGUGUGCAAUGAUGACAAAGUUGGAGGCUAUCAGGACUAUCAACCAUUUAGUAGUAAAAGGGAAAAUGGUAUCAACAUUUUCACUCUUAGGCGUCGCUUAACCACCCCUGACACUGGAGACAUCGCUUACCCUGCAGAAGGAGAGGCUAUGAUUAUUUGGGGACUUGGCAAGUUGGAUGUGAUAAAACGACCAACAAUGCAUCACACAUGGUCCAAGGUUAAACAGCCUCUUGAAUUUGCCAGAAAGCCCACAGAGAGAAAAUGUUUUGCUUUCACACGUAGUGAGAAACUAAAACCGAGAAGGUGGGGUCCCUUCCCCAUGGCCGAUCCUGCCAUGAGGGAGUUCAAAGCCCGUCUUGGGCCGGAUGGUGGAGAGAGAGGAUAUACCGCCAUGACAGGACAGCAAUCUGAAACAGGAUUGGCUUGGUACAUCAAUGGCUAUAUAGUUCCUGAUAUUUACCUCAAGAGGAACACCAAAUACAGGUUCAUGGUGGAGGGAGGAUCCAGUCCAUAUGACCCACAAAAUUAUCACCCACUGAUUAUCACAGAUGAGCCCCAUGGUGCUUACUCCCAGUUAACUGAGGAGCAGAGGAAGGAUGUUAAUGUAUUGGCUGGAGUUGGUUACUCUGUGAGAGGAGAUGCCAGGCCCACUGCUGCUGGACGUCUAUGCUUGUGGAAACACACUAAUGAUGGUGAUCGCCGCAAAGACAUGGAGUUCCAAUCUUUUGAAAGAUUUCGUAAUUCCCUUAUGCUUAAUUGUGGUGAAGGAAAUCCUGCAGUGCUGGAAUUCACCCCAAAUAAGUCCUGGCCAGAUGUCGUGUAUUACAACAGCUGGACAGGGCCUAAUAUGGGUUGGCGUCUUCACAUUCUUGAUGAAGUUAACACCGAGAGAAUCUUGGCAGCUGUGAAUAGUGGUCACAUUUCAGCUGUUCCUUUCAUUUAUCACUUUUCUCUUAUUCUUUCAUUUAGCGUUUGGGCAGUGGUGAUGCUCCAAGUAUAGCAAUAAUUGUUUUAUUAUGAAGUAUUUAAAUUUUUACACUUGUUUUAUAGGUGGUUACAAAUUAUAAUUUAUUGUUCCAUUACAUCUUUGUUAUUGGCUCUCUUUCUACUUUGUAUUAGAUCAGACAUAUCAAAUCAUUGGCUAUGGGUAUACUUUUCAAAUUAUUAAGUUCUUCAUAUAAUGUAUAUAUUAUACAUUUAUGUUGUAGUGAAUUUGAAGCAACAAUUGUACACAAAUUUUAUUUUCAAAUUUCUCACUAUUUGUGGCAAUUACCAUUGCUGAAACAAAAAUAAAAUGUUUUGCUGCUCA
This is a messenger RNA of Penaeus chinensis, 2470 nucleotides long. Its product is annotated as protein Skeletor, isoforms B/C-like. Lineage: Eukaryota; Metazoa; Arthropoda; Malacostraca; Decapoda; Penaeidae. The record is from RefSeq and is a predicted model, not a curated record. The transcript has 17 exons. The coding region runs from base 92 to 2161 and encodes 689 amino acids.